CGUUUCUCUUGGAUCAUUAUGGCGGCAAACAGUGCGGAUAUCGAACAUAGAUUAGAAUCGCAAACAUGGAGUUUUUCCUUUUAAAAAGGAGAGAAAGGAGGCAUGAUGGUAGGACAGGAAAACGUAAUUAUAUUAACAUUUUGGUCCACUAAACGGGCCCUGAAUAUCUUUGGCAUGAAAAUGGCGCAAGCCUGGAACGAACCGAGUCACUCUGGGAGUGAAGACGAAGAAGACAGCGAGGAAACUCACCGGGACAAACGUUGUAAAUACGCCACCAACGAGAUGGUCUCCAAAUGGAGAGAAGACGAGACUGGGCGGCAGGUAUUUCUCCUACGGCACCUUGUGCGUGUGUGUUACUGUGGGAAGUUCCCGGACCGUCGGUAUCUCCUGAACACGUACGGACAGAACAUGGAAGGGUACGAGGUUCACUACGGCCACUGUAGCUGGCGGAAAUACACGGAGGGAGGGAAGAAGUUCUGGCUGAACAUGGCGCAAAGACCUUACAACGAGCCUUCUAGGUUAUCCGACGACGACUACGAAGGAGACGACGGCAUAGAAGUGCACACACACAGAAGGUGUAAAUACGCUACAAAUGAGAAGGUGUCAAAGUGGUCAGAAGAUGAAUAUGGCCAUAGGUCCUACACUAAAAAGCAUUUGGUUCGCGACUGCUACUGCGAAGAGUUCACCGACAGAGCCUACCUGCUCAACAAGAACGGUAAAGACGGAGAAGGAUACGAAAUCCACAAAACUCGAGGAGAAGUACUCCACUGUAAGUGGAGGAAAUACAGGAUGGGGAGAAAGAAGUGGGCGCUGGUGAGAAAGUGUACCUGCGCUCGGUACACAGAAGGGGAGGUGAGCGAGGUGAAUGAAACUUCGCGCAGGUAAAUUUAAUGGCCAAGCGGUGGCAGAGGAAAGUCAGCACACAGCAGCUGGUAAAAUUAUUCCGGUGUGACUUCAACAAGCUGCGAACACAAUUAAACUAUGGCGCUUUUUUCAUCGCUCUACAUGCGGCUAACAGAUAACACACAACAGGACUUUUUUGUUUAUCGAGUUCAGUAACAGAAACUUCUAUUUCGUGAAAUUGAUAGUGGAAAAUCCCUGUAACUUUGCCUUGCAUCAACAAGUGUCAUGUGCAAACGGACCAAUCAGAAACCUCCACAUGUGUGACGACCUAAGUAUGACAUAUUUGGUAAAAAUACAUCUUGCGGGGAUUUUUCUGUGUUUGCAAAUGUAUAAAAAGGGAGAAAAUUUGCCUCAAUCAAGACAAACAAAAGGACGUCAAGACGACCGAAAGCUCGCAUCGCAGAAAGAAGACCUGUACAAGAAAUAUGGGGAACGCAGAGUCCAACGAGACGAGCCCUCGGGACUACACCGACAGCAAGCCGAAGCCUAAAACCUACAACCCGCCACACCAACCGUACAACGAAACGUCUCGUCGAGGCAAACGUAGCCGCUACAGCAAGAAAACCUAGCGGAGGUCCGUCAUCAUGCGACAACCCACUUCCAUCCAGUCCUCGAGGACGCCUUAGAUCUGCACAACCCCACAAACUACAACGACGAGCGCCAUCCUUGUCUUCCACGUAUACCUUCCCAGAUUUCUCCCAACAACACGACCACCGCGCCGCCAACAACCACUUGUGAGCGCGCUACGGGCGUCUGGAGACACCACAGACAUUUGUCAUUUUCACGGGUCACUUUCCACGGCUCAACAUUGGACACUACAGACAGUUUUUGCCGUCCAGGGAGCAGCAUGAACUAACUAGUAUCAGGCCAGGUUCAGUUGAACAUUAUGCAUUACCGGAGUCGGAAACACCACCACAAGCAGAGAUCUUCCAACAAUUCGCUCUACAAUUGACUCUGACUUUCCUUACAAGAAGGUUCAAUCUCUAAUAUCUCAGACUUAUGUACAUUUAUUUCAAAUGUGAGCAACAUAGCUGUGCGAUAUUUAAAUUUAGUGCCUCUCUGCUUGAAGUUUAUCGUGUAUAGAACGAUGGGGUAGGGUUGUCGCUUGUUUCAAUAGACGGAUAGAGCUGUUGAUGAAAUGAGUGUGCUGUGACGGUAUUGCAAUUCCUAUCUUGUAUUUGGUACUUUGGCAUUGUUGUUAUGCUGUUUACAUACAUGGAAUAGAUACAGCACAAUGCAUACAAAGCUGAAUUUUCUGUAGAAUGUUUACCCUGUUCAUAUCUGUCCAACUAAUCAUUGAAAAUGCCUUUUUUGCAAAAGCUAUGAUGACCAACUCCAACCUAGUGCCUUAUUGUACUACAGUUGUAAAUGUUGCUACAAGCAAUUCAUGUAUUCAACAACCAAUGUUAGUCUACAGCGUGUGUUACACAUAAACAUUGGAGCUUUGAAUUGUGUUGAAAUAAAAGCAUUGUAACCACA
This is a messenger RNA of Branchiostoma belcheri (Belcher's lancelet), 2382 nucleotides long. RefSeq lists its product as uncharacterized. The transcript has 2 exons. NCBI's taxonomy places the organism in Eukaryota, Metazoa, Chordata, Leptocardii, Amphioxiformes, Branchiostomatidae. The coding region runs from base 103 to 885 and encodes 260 amino acids. The record is from RefSeq and is a predicted model, not a curated record.